GGAGGUUUCCCUAGGGCUCGUCCAAACCUAGAAGCAGCCCUGCCUGGGGGCGGAGAGACCAGGAGAAGGGAGCCCUUCCCGUCCAGCAGCGGCUCCUCCCCACUUCAGCGAACGUGGCAAGCUGAGAGAAAGCGACUACCGCAGGCGCUUCCCGAUCCAUCCCGCCCCCCGCCAUUUUAGAUUCUGGAGCCUGCAACCAGCGAGACGAGCAGGGCUCCAGACUGAGGCGGGCAGCCACCCGCCGGGAAACGCCGCUGCCCGCCGCCGACUCCGUCACGACCCCAGAACGGCUCCCCACCGCCAUCGACGUUUCAUUGAGCUCGGUGUUGUUGAAAGAAAAUGAUGGAAGAGAGUGGCAUAGAGACAACUCCACCUGGAACACCCCCACCAAGCACAGCAGGGGCUGCCGCCGCCACCACCACCACCCCAAUCUCACUAGCUCGUCCCCUCCCUCCUCCGACUAUAUCUGCUCCCCCACCUUUUGCUCCCCACAUUCCUCCAUCCAGUACGAAUACUGGUCCUACUCAAAUAUUCGCCUCACCUUUACCCCCACCAGCAUCCUCCUUUCCACUGAUGACCUCUCCAGCGUCUUUGGCUUUUGUGCCUUCUGCAAUGACUUCAACUGGUGCACCCCCUGGAACAACUACUCUACCGUCUGUCACCCCUCCAAUUACGUCAGCACUCAGUAGCUCCACUUCUCACUUCUUGCCCCCUCCUCCACUAAGUUCUGCUUCUGGCCCUAUGCUUUCUACACCUCCAACUGGUCCCCCUACUUCAGGAUUUUCUAUUGCUUCCACCCACGACAUUACAAAAGGCCAUGCCGGGCGAGCACCACAGACACCGCUGAUGCCAUCAUUUUCUGCACCUUCAGUCACAGGUGUCUUGUCAACCUCUGUGAUGCAGCAGACUCCUGUGCCACCAUCAUUAGCACCUGGCAUUGGAAGUGGCUCUACAAUUACUUUCCCAGAGGAACGUGAUGAUCCCAGAGUAGUUGGCAUACAGAAUGAAGCGUCUGCUGGAGGACUAUGGGGCUUUAUCAAAGGUGUAGCUGGAAAUCCUAUGGUGAAGACAGUGCUUGAUAAAACCAAACACUCUGUAGAGACUAUGAUCACAACACUGGAUCCUGGCAUGGCUCCAUAUAUCAAAUCCGGAGGAGAGUUGGACAUCGUAGUCACUUCUACUAAAGAUGUCAAAGUUGCUGCCAUAAGAGAAGCAUUUCAGGAAGUUUUUGGAAUGGCCACAGUUACAGGAGAAGCUGGGCAGUCCAACAUUGCACCGCAGCCUGUUGGCUAUGCAGCUGGAUUGAAAGGAGCCCAAGAAAGGAUUGACAGUUUGCGCAGAACAGGAGUGAUACAUGAGAAACAGCCUGCUGUGUCUGUUGAAAAUUUUAUUGCAGAACUGCUUCCUGACAAGUGGUUUGACAUUGGUUGCCUAAUUGUGGAGGAUCCAAUCCAUGGCAUUCAUCUUGAGACAUUUACCCAAGCAACACCAUUGCCUCUGGAAUAUGUUCAACAGGCUCAAAGUCUAACUCCUCAGGAUUAUAACCUAAGAUGGUCAGGUUUGUUAGUGACAGUGGGUGAAGUGAUUGAAAAGAACUUACUGCAUGUCAACAGAACAGACUGGCAUGUUGUAUUUACCGGCAUGUCACGCCGACAGAUGAUCUACAGUGCAGCCAAAGCUAUUGCAGGAAUGUACAAGCAGCGUUUACCACCAAGGACCAUUUGAGAAGAAACUAACUCUGGACACUGAAGACAACUCAUUCUUUUAGGCUGGGAAUGAACACAAUGAUUGCAUCUUCAUUGAUGCAUCAACUAUAUUGAUGGUCCUCUACUGAUGGCACCUCAGUUUUUGUAACUGCAUAUAAACGGUAACUUUGUUUUAAAAAGUGAAGGCAUCCUUUGGAUAAUUGAAAUGAUCAAUUCUCAAGUCACUUUUUAUAAUCACAUAACUUCUAAAAGUAUAAGGAGGCAUAUUUAUAGCAGAAUCAAAAAGCAUAAAAUGUAUUUAAUGGGUUGCAUUUUUAUUUCAAACACUAAAUAGAUUUUGGACAGACUCUCAUAAUAAUUGGUUUAAUAGGCAUAUCAGUGUUUAAUUAUUGCUGUAGUAAUCAGAGGUCAGAGUAAUGGCGUCUAGGUGUUGCAUGUUAGCCUGGAUGGGAGGCGAGACAUAGCUGGGCUUCCAAUGUAAAAGUUCUUCUGGAUUUCAUCUUUGCAGACAGACACCCACUUUAACAGUGUGUUAAGAUAUAUACAAAAAUAAUUUAAAAUGGUCUAAUGGUUAUUUGUUUUCAAGAUAAAUUCCAGAAAUUAGCUGAAUGCAUAUCUCUUCAAUAAAAUAGACAUACUCCAUUAUAAACAUUCUUAUUACCUGUGCAUGCAUCUCAAAAUACAGGGCAUUAACUUAUAUUGAAUAGUUCAAAAUCCAUAUUAAAAGUCACAAACAUACUAUGCUGGCUGACAUCUAGACCAAAUUACUCAUGAGUCAUCCCUUUGAAAUUAAUGGAAAAAGUUAGUUUCAGUGUGACUACUCAUAAGUAAAUGAGUUUUGAUGUCAACUGCUUCGUCUAUCUAAAGCAUAUGAUGCAACAUACAAUUUUUUAAAAAAUCUGGACUAUAAUUGUAGGUGAAUUCACUUUUAAAUUGAUGGGGGUGGUGCGGGAAAUGGGAUUUCAGUAGAUGAUAUCAGAAAUACAUGAAAACAUCUCGGCCAUGCAAUGAAAUCAAUGGAUGUUUGCUGUAUAGAUUCAGGGACUGUUACAGGCUCUCACUGGCAUGAGAAAAUUGACAGCAAAUUAAUAUGGCAAAUGUUUUUUUCCAAAAUCUAACUGAUCCAUGCCUAUUGUGUGUUACUGUUUUCUGCUUAGUGUGUAGACCUUGUCAGUUUUUCCUUCAUUGCAAAUACUUCCCUUUAUUCUAUGUUUGAACACCAUCUGUCCAUAUUUGUAAAACUGCUUAUAGAAAAAACUAUUUUGAUAACCUUGCCUCUUUUUUUAAAGCUCUCUUUCUGCCUUAAACACAAGCGUCUCAAUUUAUACUACUUAGCCUUUCUCUUUUGUAGAUGCUUUCAAAGACACUUUUUAUAUGGAAUAUUCUAGUUAGUCUCUUAUAUUUCUAUCCAGUGUAGUCUUUCAUUUUCCCAAGUAAUAUAUUUUUCCAUUCUUGACGUAUCUUGUAAAUCAGAAUUAAAUAGAUCUUGCUCCUUA
Molecule: messenger RNA, 3202 nt
Organism: Hemicordylus capensis (graceful crag lizard)
Lineage: Eukaryota; Metazoa; Chordata; Lepidosauria; Squamata; Cordylidae
Gene: PRRC1
Product: proline rich coiled-coil 1
Exons: 9
Coding region: 340-1725 (461 amino acids)
Biological process (GO): activation of protein kinase A activity
Cellular component (GO): cytoplasm
Molecular function (GO): protein kinase A regulatory subunit binding
Source: RefSeq, a predicted model, not a curated record